GAGCAUGUCGUUAGGCGGGAAGGCACGCGGAGUCAUCGAGGAACCUUAAAGCCGCUGCGGCCGCAGACAGGUGAGAGGCGCGCGACGCCGACUCCUUCUUCCCCGGACGCGAGCAGGACGCGAGGAGGACGCGAGCGGAGCGGAGCGGGACGCGGCCCGGACGCCGGGAAUCGAGCGCGCGGCUCGGGAGGAAGAAACGUUACUCACGAAGUGUGAAGCGUGUUGGAGUCCAAACGUCCACCGGACCGACAGCGUUGCGUCAGCCGUCCAAACCAAACCACCCCCCGUUAAUUAGGGGGGGAAACGGCCAUGUCUCUGUGGACGCGUUUCUUGGGGCCCAACGUGUACCCGGAGGCCCCCGACGGAGGCUGGGGAUGGGCGGUCGCUGCUGCCUUCUUCUUGGUGGAGGCUUUCACCUACGGUACCAUCAAGAUCUUUGGCAUCUUCCUCCAGGACCUGAUGGAGGAGUUUAGCGAGACAAACAGUCGGGUCUCCUGGGUCGUCUCCAUCUGCGUGUUCGUCAUGACCUUCAGCGGUCCUCUCUCUGCUGGGAUGACGAACCGCUUCGGGUUCCAACUUGUUGUAAUGACUGGAGGACUGCUUAUUGCCACCGGCACCAUAGCAACCAGCUUCACCAGCUCCAUCAAUCAAAUGUACAUCACCUACGGUGUAAUUGCAGGUUUUGGCUACUGUCUGACCUUCCUGCCCACCGUGACCAUCCUUUCCCAGUAUUUCACACGCCGGCGGUCUCUGGUCAUCGCCGUGGCCUCGACCGGAGAGUCCCUGUCCAUGUGUGCACUGGCACCAGCCUUUUCUGCACUGAGGGACGUUAUUGGCUGGCGACGCACCAUGGCGGUGAUCGGAGGCCUGCAGACCAUCAUAAUCCUCUGCGGAGCUCUGCUUCGGCCGAUCGUCAUCAUCAAGCCCGGAGCGACCGACGGAUCGUCCUCAAAGCAGAUGGAGGAUCUCCGUACGUCAGAAGAUGCUACGGGCGCAAACCUGGACGACUCCACGGUGAACAAAACCUCACGUGCACAAAACUCCGUGGUCGCUGCGCUCAACGGUGUCCAGGCUCUCCAGGGCACAGACAGCAGCAGCUCGGAGGAGAAGACACUACUGGGCGAAGAAGCGAGGACGUCUGCGGAAACCACGACGGGCUCUGAGACGAAGCAGAAAGGGAGCGACGCCGCCGAGAAACGGGCGACGAGCCCCGCCGGCCAGAAGCCGCCUCCCAGGAAUUCCAAGCUUCUAGAUUUCUCCGUCCUCGGGGAGUGCAGCUUCAUCCUCUACUCUCUGUUCGGGCUGUUCGCCACGCUGGGCUUCUUCGCCCCGCCGCUCUACGUCAUCGAGCUGAGCGUGAGCCGAGGCGUGGAGCGGGACACCGCCACCUACAUGCUCUCCGCCAUGGCCGUGGCGGAAAUCGCCGGCCGCCUCUCCAUCGGGUGGAUCCUGACCCGGGAGCGCUUCAGGCAGAAGAAGCUGCUGGUGCUGCUGGUGUGCGUGGUCGGGAUGACGGCGGAUCUGCUGGGGUUCACGCAGGCCUCGGAGUUCUACGGCCUGGCGGCGUGCUGCGGUUUCUUCGGGUUCUUCAUGGGGAGCAUAUCGUGCAGCCACAUCCCCAUGCUGGCUGAGGACGACGUGGUGGGGAUCGAGAGGAUGUCCUCCGCCGCCGGCGUCUACGUGUUCAUACAGAGCUUUGCUGGGCUGGGCGGACCCCCGCUGGGAGGCGUGCUGGUGGAUGCGACUCAGAACUACGGAUCGGCCUUCUACUCCUGUGCAGCCGGCAUGGGACUGGGCGCCCUGUUCCUGGCCUUGGUGAGACCUGCUAAGAAAGGAGUGCUCUGCAGGAGCAGGAAGUCCAAGCAGCCUGAAGGCAACCAUGAGAAGAACGGGGACUCCGAGUGCAGCGCAUGAACGGGAGGAUCUGGAGAAGCAUCGGAGAAGAGCAGCAGAGGUCCUAUGAGGGUAAAACGGAGUCUAAAGACGACAGUAUUCAGGUGUUGAAGUUAGAAAAUAAAGAGAAAGACCAAAGUCUUUAUGAUCCAGGAACAUUCUUUAGAACGUUUUGCACACUGUGCCUUCCCGUAUGUACCAAACUGUGUUUAAUUCUACAGGCAAUGUCCUGGAAAUGCUUUAAAGUUGGACCACUAAAUGAGCUUCAGGUGACUCCAGCUGGUGUUGUGGUCUUUAGCUCACAAGUAGAGCUGUAACGUGUGGACAAUGGAUUGAUGAAGCUUCCAGAUGCUGCACAGUGCAAAAUGUAACACAAUUACUUGAUAAACUAAUAACCUGCCUGCAAACAAAGCAAAGCCAUACAAUGUGAUUCAAAUGUAGCUGUGAGAACAGUAAAUUGCACAAAUUCUGUAACGUGUAGAAAACGCAUCAAGCUCAGGAGUGUAAACGUGUUUCUGACCAAACCGUUGCUAAGCUGACCGUGGAAUGUUAUGUAGUAUAAGACGUCAGAAAUCAAACUAUUUUUCUAUUCUUUUUCAUGAUAAUGUGGUCAUAAUAAAGCAAGAAUGACACGAAUCA
Molecule: messenger RNA, 2532 nt
Organism: Gasterosteus aculeatus aculeatus (three-spined stickleback)
Lineage: Eukaryota; Metazoa; Chordata; Actinopteri; Perciformes; Gasterosteidae
Product: monocarboxylate transporter 7
Biological process (GO): transmembrane transport; monocarboxylic acid transport
Molecular function (GO): monocarboxylic acid transmembrane transporter activity
Source: RefSeq, a predicted model, not a curated record